AUGCCGCCCCCUCCUCCUUCUGCGCCUCUGGCCCUAGGUUCUUCUGCUUCCUCCAUCGCCUUGGAGCGCGUCCUUUUGGGGAUGGCCCAGCUGCGGGAGGAUCUCCUGGGCGCGGACUCGCGCUUGGCAGCCGGGCGCCUGGAGCUGGCCUCUGGCUGGCUUCACUCUGAGUCGGCAGUUCGAGCGUCGCUGAGCCAGGCCGCGGCGGCCUCUGAGAAGGAGAAGCAGGCCGCCGCCAAAGCUGCGGCCGAUCGCGAGGCGGCGCUGAAGGACGCCGAGGUCGCCCGCAACCGCUGCCGAGAGUUGGAGGAUGAGCUGAAGAGCCAGCGCGACCAGCGCGCAGAAGAAGCACGUGGCCGCCAGGCGAAGGAGGAGGAGAUGAGGGCCCGGGAGGACGCCAUCAAGGGCCACAAUGCCGAGCUGGGAGAGCUGGCGAAGGCGCAGGCCGCGGAGCGCAGCCGGCUGGAGGAGUUGGAGCGAAAGGCGAAGGGGGCCGAUCUUGACACCAAGGCAAAGGUCCUGGCUGAAGACUGCUUGGCCUUCUCGCUUCUUGAGGAGAGGUCCAGCGUGGCGCUGAAGUCACUGGGCAGAUACAGGAUUAUGCCUGCGGACAUCGUCGCCUACCGGAACAACCUAGCUGCAGCACAGGUGGAGCCUCAGCAGUGGGAUCCACAGGCACCCGCUCCACAGGAUUUCGACGUAGGACCCCAUGGUUUCUUUGACUACUGA
Messenger RNA from Aegilops tauschii subsp. strangulata, 729 nucleotides. Lineage: Eukaryota; Viridiplantae; Streptophyta; Magnoliopsida; Poales; Poaceae. The record is from RefSeq and is a predicted model, not a curated record.